AUGUCUUCAAAUGUGAAUAUUAGUUUAAAUUCUAAUGGAAAUAAAAUAAUCUUAACAAAUGUCUCAUCAAUUGAAAUAAUAAUAUUAUAUUUAAUAGGAAUAAGUGGAAUAUUAAUAAAUAUAUUAACAAUGAUAUAUUUAUUAAUAAUAGCAGCAUAUAAAAUGAAAUCAUCAUGUUUUUUAUUUCAUCAUUGUUUUAUUUGUUUAAUAUUAUCAAUAUUAUCUUUACCAUAUAUAUUAAGUUUUUCAAAUUAUUCAAUUGGAUGUCAUUAUUUAGGAAAUAUUCAAGUUACUUGUGUUACAGCUCAAUUAUUAAAUAUGGCUGCUAUGGUUGCUAAUGAAGCUUAUACAUUUGAAGAUCUUAUUCAUCAAGAUUUAUAUUCAAAUCAUUCACAUUUGAAUUCAAAUUCUUAUCAAUAUAAAUUAAAACAAUCAAAUAAAUCAACAAUAUCAUGUGGUUGUCUUUCUUUUGGAAUUUUAAUUAUUUGGUUUUCUUCUGUUAUACUUCAUUUAGGUAUAACAAUGAUUGGUAGUGAAUCAAAAUAUUAUUAUGAUAAUGAUGGUAAAUAUUGUAAUUUUAUAAUAAGAGAUUUUCGUGGAUAUGUGUUAACAUUAAUGUGGAUAAUAAUAACAAUAUUUUCUUUAAUGAUAACAAUAAGAUAUAUUCAUAAAAUCUUAACUGAAGUAUCAUCGAAAAGGCGACAUAAUCAACCAUUACUUUCAUUAUCAAUUAUUGGUAAACAUCAUGGACAAACAAUAGCAACACGAGAUAUAAUUAUGCAACAAAUUCAAUUAAGAAUUAAACUUAAUAUAUUACUUAUUAUUCUUUUUAUUAUUUUUUGGUUUCCAUUAUUUAUUGUUACAUUAUGUAAUAUUAAAUUUAAAAUACGGCAACAAAUUCUUAGAUAUUUAUUGUUAUUAGCAUGGUCAAAUUCUUCAAUAUCUCCGUUAACAUAUUAUUUAUUAUUAUCAAAAUGUAAUUAUUUGUCAAUAUUAUGUUGUAAAAAAGAUCGUCGAACAACAUAUGAUUCAUUAACAACAUAUUAUAAUAGAAUAGGUGAUAGAUUUCAUGAUAUUGGAAUAUCAAAUCAAUAUGAUAAACAAGAUAAACAAAUAUCUUUAUUUAAAAAAAAAUCAAUUCCAAUGAAUUUUAUUGAAAAUAAUCUAAUUAAUAAUUCAAUUGAAGAUUUAAAUGAAAAAAAAAUUCGAUUAAAAAAUUCCAAAGAAAAUAAUUAUAAAUUAAAUGAUUUUUCAAAUAAUAAUUCAUCAUCUUCAGAUAAAUUUAAUUCAAAAACAAAUUCGAUUUUUGUUAAAGAAAUUGAAAAUAAUAUUGAUAAUACAUCAUCAUUUGAUUCAUUAACAACAAUUAAUUAUAAACAAGAUCAACCAUUUAAUGGAUUAAUUGUUACUAGUACUAAACACGUCCAUUUGUGA
Messenger RNA from Rotaria sordida, 1434 nucleotides. NCBI's taxonomy places the organism in Eukaryota, Metazoa, Rotifera, Eurotatoria, Philodinida, Philodinidae. The record is from the annotation of a GenBank genome assembly.